UUUAAGCUUUAUCACUAAAUCCUCCUCUAUCUUUUGUUUCUUAUUUUCACACGGCGACAGGUUUCUAAUAAGAACUGUGUAAUCUACCUUCUAACGCCGUAAAAAUCACGCAGCUCUGUAUUCUGACGUAUUACCUUAUCAGAAAGAAGGGGAAAAAUAAAAAAAUCGAAAAAAUCGCUGUUUCGCUGAACAGAAAAAAAGCAAAAAGAAUCUAUUCAAAACAUUGAAUAUUUUGCCGUGAAAUUGCGUCAUAUGCAGCAAAUGAUGUGAUGGAAUAAAGUAACGCAGAGUGCAUAGUGUAGCGAUAAACAAACAGCAACAUGAGUAACGAAAAGAUCGCCGAAGACAUUGCCAAUUGUGUGCGUAAAGCUAUUCCGUGGCAUAAUCUACCCGUGCAUCUGAUAAAUCGUUUCCACAAUAAUCAACGUGAUUACGAGAAAUAUGUUUUCAACUAUAGCCUGAAGAAUCAGUUGCGUUUCCGUGGCAAUUUGGUUAGUAAAAUCUUUCGCAAGGAGCAACGCUACUAUGAGCUGUUGGUACAGAAAUCCAUUAAUACCUUGGGUUUGUUUCCCUAUCACCUGGCUGAUAUUGUGACCAAGGGAUUGCGGGUGACACCGUUUAAUUAUUAUCUUGAUGUUUUGUCACAGUUACUGAGAAAUGAUAAGAGCUAUGAUAGCUUGCCGAAUUUCACGGCCGCCGAUUGUUUGCGGGUCUUGGGUAUUGGCCGCAAUGAAUAUCUGUCGUUGAUCAGUGAAUUGAAGACCCACACAACACGGGCCCUGUUGUUUACCACCAAACCAAAUCCCCUGGAAUACCUGCCCAGAUUUCCACAACGCAUACGCAUUGAGCCCUGGUGGCGGGUGGAGGUGGGUUUUGUGCUGGAAUCUGAUAUACGAUUUGUUACGGCCUCCGAAAGAAGCCUUAUAGAUGACUUGAUUGAUUUUGGCUCCCAGACGGCUGGCAAGUGUGAUUAUCAUGUGGUCCAUAGUCUGUAUAGAAAGGGAUUGAUAUACCUUGAUGUUCCGAUUUCGGGUGAGGAUAAAAUAUCCAUACCGCCGUUGAGGAAUUUUGUUAUGAAUCGUGUGAGCGGUGAUUAUUUUGAAAAUUUGUUGUACAAAAUCUUUGUGAGUGCCGAUGAACAUAUGACCAUCUUGGAAUUGGCGCAAAUGUUGCAGCUGGAAUUGGAUUUGGUAAAGCAGGCGGUUAGUUUGUUUUGUCGUCUGGGUUUUGCCCAGCUGAAAGAGUCGGCCAGCUCGCUGGAAAGUCCUGUAAAUGCUGCCAAAUAUCAUGAAUCCUGGGAUGAGUAUAAACGGGAACAGGCCUUGGCCAAGGAGGCUCCACAAAUCACCCCCUUGAAUUAUAAUAAUUAUGUGAAUAAUGAGACGGAUGGUGGGGCAGUGGAGACGCCCAAGGCCAAGGGUGAACAGGAGGAGAAAAACAAAGAUAAAGAUUCCAGCUCAAUUGGUUAUCUGUCGUCCGAUGGCAAUACAAGUGAUUUCAGUUUUGCCAAUAUGCCUACACCCUCACCCCAGCCAUUGGCCAAGAAUUCUCCUCGGCAAAAUUCCGAUGAUCCAGAUUUAUCUUCAGAGAUAGAUGAUCUAUCGGAGAAUACCACCAAGCCAAGUCUAAGAGAGGCCAUAACACCCACAGAAAGUCCUCCCAAGACCGGGAAACGUGUGGCCUUUUUAUUUGACUCGACGCUAACGGCUUUCCUAAUGAUGGGCAAUCUUUCACCGGGUCUAAAAAAUCAUGCCGUCACCAUGUUUGAGGUGGGUAAGCUGUGUGAGGAGAGCAUGGAUUCCCUGCUGGCGGAAUUGGAAAAGGUCUCCCUGCUGGAUGCUGAGGGUGAGGGAGAUGUAUCACGUUAUUUUGCCCAUGCUGUUAUUUUACGUUCCACCAUUUGCUCGUUGCGAAAUUUAUUACCUGGUGGCAUGGAUCUUUUGAGGCUGGAAUGCCUGGAGAGUUUGGAUCAAAAGACACGCGAUAGAGUUUUGGAAAAGAAAUAUAAAUUUAUUAUCUCCUCCACGCCGCUAACUGCCAGCAUGUCACAUCUGUUUACCAUACCCUUUUUUGGGCAGUUCUUUAGGUCCUCGGACAAUUCUCACAUGUGGACGAAGUUGUUCUACAAUCACAUCACAGGCUAUGGUCCCCCCUCCUUGUUUCUUUGCCGUGGCACGGUGCUGAAAUCUCUGCCACGAAUCUUCUUAGGCUACGGCAAGUUGCUGGUGAAUAUCCUACAUUCCGAUUCGUAUGUCAUUAACAGUGAAAAUUUCCGCAAUUUAAAUGAUCAAUUGAAAAAUGGCUGCAUACUCCUGCAAGGCUAUGGCAUAAGGUCUCCUGGCGAGCUGCACUAUGAGGCCUUUCCCUUUACCUCCAGUCGGAGGGAAGAAAAUAAAUGGUCUCGCCACAAGGCAGUUUUGAAAUUACAAGAACAUCUGGACUUGCAGCAUCACUGUGGCUAUAUAACUUUCGUUAAUACCGGCGUGGCUGAUAUUGGUUGCGAACAAUAUGAAUUGGAGGUCCAUUUGAAACAUCCACGCAGCAAACUUAAGGCAGUGAGGAAAGAUAAUCAAAGUCUGGACAAGGAGAACACACCACAAGAUGUGCCAAAUGUACUUAAAUUAGAUGAGGAAAAAAUGGAAGCAAAAGAUCUACUUUCACCCGAUCAAACGGAGUUGUGUAGCUUUGCCAGGGCCACAAGUUCACCGCAACAUCAAAAUCUCAAGACACCGGAUGAGAAUUAUUUUGCCAGCCAACAAACGAAUCAGGAACCAUCAGCCGUUUACACCUCGGCCGAUUGCAGUGAACUCUUGGCCACCGAACUGGCCAAUUGUAGUGGUAAAAUUGAGCUGGUCUCCCAGGGCUCUGUGGAAAUUCCCCUAGAUCGUGAGGCAUUGUUGCAACAAAAACAAACAACUCUAACAGAAUCCAAUGCUGAAGAAGACGAAGAAGAUACCACAGAGGAGUGGACCCUGCUGGAUGUGAAUUUUGGUGUACCCCUAUUCGAUGUGGACACCAACACCAGGAUAUGUGAGCAAAUUGUGCGAAAUUUAUCUACUGAAGAAAAUCUCAAUGAAUUGCCGAGAAAAUCCGCUGAAAUGUCAGAGAAAUUUGGAAAUUUCAUAAAACAAUGUCUCUACUUUGAGGACGAACAGGUGGAUCAAUUGAAAUUGGGUAAAAAUCUACCCCAUCCCCGGAUUAAUUUGGCCUUUGAAAAUGGCAAGGUUUGCUAUUGGAAUGGUAGAUAAAUGCAAGGGAGAGAGAGGGGAGGGGGGUAAAGGAAAAUCUUAAAAGAAGAAACUGUAAGUUUCCCCCUUGGAGUAAACAUUUGCUGGCCGAGAGAGAGAUCGAAAGACAAACAGACAAAGAGAGUUUCCAUCCAGUUUUCAGUUUCAAAUUUUGUUUUGCUUUUUUGUUUUUUGUUGGUAAGAUAAUCAGGAUUUCUUUUUCUGCAAAAUAUAAUGGCAAUAUAAAAUUGAGUGGUUUAAAAGAGUAGAGAAAAAGGGAAGAUUUUCAAAAUGCAAAACAAAUACACCCGUUUUUCAAAAUUAUUUUUUUUACCCUCCACCAUAGUAUGGAGGGUAUAUUAAGUUUGUCAUUCCGUUUGUUACACCUCGGAACAUACAUUUUAGACCUCACAAAGCAUACAAUUCUAUGUCGAUUUAGUGAUGUCCGUCCGUCUAUCCGUCUGUGGAAAUCACUCUAACUUCCGAACGAAAUGAAGUAGGUUAAUAAAAUUUUACUCAAAUACGUAUUAUGUUUGCAGGACUUUUGGUAUUGAAAAUGGGCCAUGUAGGUCCACGUCUUCGUAUAGCUUCCAUUUAACGGUACCUCCCUUUUUUCGGUAUUUUGGCAAUUUAAGCGACAUUAUUCACACGAAUUGUUCCAAAUUUGGUAUUUGAAGUUCGUAACGGAUGCUACAGCCUAUGACAGAAAAUUGUCUGUGCAAGUCCACGUCUUCAUAUAGCCUCCAUAUAAU
Musca domestica (house fly) is the source of this 3979-nucleotide messenger RNA. RefSeq names its product protein FAM91A1-like. The record is from RefSeq and is a predicted model, not a curated record. Bases 321 to 3248 code for a protein of 975 amino acids. The transcript is spliced from 2 exons. Lineage: Eukaryota; Metazoa; Arthropoda; Insecta; Diptera; Muscidae.